AUGCCAUCGAUCCAGCUGCUGCUGCUUCUCUUCUGCCUAACCUUGUCUGGUGUUUGCCUCAAUGGGGGGCAGCCCCUUCCAGAGGAAAGUGACAACAUGGUUAAAAAUGCCCUCGAUGACAUCCUGCAGAGAUCCGAAAGCCUCAUUCUUCAGUCUGCCCUCAAGAACACUGAAGAGAUGAAUAAAGAAACAAAUGCCCCUCUGCCAGAAUGGCUUUCCAAAACACAGGACUCUGGGAAGAAGCACCUGAGUGGUCUGGAGAAGAGGCAGCAUCCUGGAAAAAGAGAUCCUGAGGAAGACACUCAGAAGAGGCAGUAUCCACGGAAAGGAGAGAUAGAAGAUGACCUUGACAGCUAUCUGGAGCUGAAAAAGCGACAGCACCCUGGCAGAAGAUGGCUGUUGGAGCAGGAUGCUGACACCCCUGCUGCACAGCCAACCUACUUAAAUCAGCUCCCCAAAAGGCAGCACCCAGGCAGGAGGUAUUUGAUUUCCAAGUGGCAGCAUCCUAGCAGAAGAGGCUGGAACGAUGAGGUAGAACUAAAUGAGCGAUAUGGUGAGGAACGCCAGCGCCCUGGCAAAAGGCCCUGGAAUUCUGACAGCCCUGAGGAUGCAGGCCCCUGCAGCUUCCAGGAGCCUUUCACCUGUCACAAAGGCAGCCUGUUGCUUGAUUUAGUAGAAAGCGUUGGCAAAGACAGGGUAGAAGAAAAACGUCAGCACCCAGGAAAGAGAUCAGUGUGGGAGAGUGAAACAGAGGAAUGA
This is a messenger RNA of Indicator indicator, 759 nucleotides long. RefSeq names its product thyrotropin releasing hormone (gene TRH). Lineage: Eukaryota; Metazoa; Chordata; Aves; Piciformes; Indicatoridae. The coding region runs from base 1 to 759 and encodes 252 amino acids. Gene Ontology annotation, cellular component: extracellular region. Gene Ontology annotation, molecular function: thyrotropin-releasing hormone activity. The record is from RefSeq and is a predicted model, not a curated record. Gene Ontology annotation, biological process: hormone-mediated signaling pathway. The transcript is spliced from 2 exons.